ACUGUAAAAACUGUCUAGAGAGGAUGUUUUUUCAGACAGUUCUAUCAAUGUGGCUUUUUGUGUUUAAUCAAGUUCAAACAGUAACUUCUUACACAUUUAACAAGUGUGAGGUCCAUAACACCUUUGGGAACAAAACAAAAGUUCUAUGCUACAAUCAGAAAUUGUUAGAAGUCCCAACCUAUCUACCAACUACACUUGUGUUUUUGGAUUUAUCUCAGAACAGUAUCCCAAGCCUGGAGAAGAAUGACUUCAAGAACUUCAUCCAUUUGCAAGGUCUCAACAUUUCCCAGAAUAAGAUAAGUAAAAUUGAAGAUGGUGCUUUCAUUCAUACAAGCCACUUGGAAUUUUUGAAUCUUAGUGUAAAUCAGCUGCAACUUCUCUCCAGUUCUAUGUUUGAUGGACUCAUGAAUCUUACCACUUUACUACUUGCCAGCAAUAAAAUAUACAGGAUCAACCCUUCUGCCUUUGCCAACUUGGAGAAUUUAAAGGUAAUUGAUUUAUCUUCAAACAAACUGUGUACCCUGAGUGCUAUGCAUGCUGUCUUUAAUAUGGGAUCUUUAAGAGAGUUGCACAUCAAAGACAAUGGCUUACAGAACUUGUCAACCAAAGAAAUUAUUAGUGCACCUCCAUUGCUUGAGCUAGAUGUAUCCCAUAAUCCAAUUUCCCUCAUUAAUAUUACAACUCCAGUUCUGCAAAGACUUUUUUCACUUGAUUUAUCUUUUGCCAUUGCCAACAACUCUAUUUUAUGGAAAAUAGAAGAUUCUUGCUUUCUGGAAGGCUUAAAGGCAUUAUAUUUAGGAGGGAUAGCAAUGAAGCCAUCUGAAAUCUCAAAAGUGAUCCAAAUGCUGAAUUGUUCUCAGUUAAAGAUUAUCCACCUAAACCAGUUAAAUAUAACUGAAUCAGAUAAUCUAAUAGAAAAGGUAUGCCAAUGGCACAAGCAAGUGCAAAGUCUUAACUUUCAAGGCAAUAAGUUCACAAGCAUUAAGGAGGGGGCUUUUGAAAAUUGCACAUAUUUAAAGUUUUUGAAUAUGUCAUUUAAUCAGUUGAAAAGGCUACCGAUGGCAUCUUUUCAAUCACUGAAUUUGUUGCAUUCCAUUUCUUGGACAAACAACAUAUCCACUCUUGUUCCAAUUAUCAUUCCUAAUGUAUCAUUAUUAGAAAGCCUAGAUAUUAGCUUUAAUGAAAUCAAUCAAAUUACUUCUGAUGACUUCAGAUAUUUAAAUAAUUUAAAGGCCUUCUACAUCAAUGGAAACCAGAUUGCUUUUGUCUCUUCACAUAACUUUGAUCAUCUAAACAAUUUGCAAGAGCUAAAUCUAGGGCAAAAUUUUUUAAGAACAAUCACACAACCUUUCUCAGGAAGCCUAAAUAAACUGGAAGUGUUGGUGCUCAGGCAAAAUUAUUUGGAAACCAUAGAGAAGGGCGUUUUUAAGAAUCUUUCUUCUCUUCGGUUUCUUAAUCUGGCAGACAAUAGAAUUGAAACAAUAGUGCCAGGAACUUUUGAAGGUCUGAGCAACCUACAGAUUCUUACUCUUGGAUCUAACAGGAUUGGUAAAAAACCUUUUCGGGGAGACUUUUUUCAAGGGGCAAGCUCUUUAGCAGACCUUGAUCUUUUUAAUAAUUAUAUCAGCUAUGAAUCCACAAAAAUGCUUGCCAAUCCACCCUUUAAACUUUUGAGGUCUUUAAAGAAACUGAAGAUAAACAGCCAGGGUGGCAAUGGACUUAAGUAUUUUCCAGUGAAUUUUUUAGAUGGUUUGGAGUCCAUUGUGCAGCUCCACGCAGGCAAUUUAGCCAUUUCUUCCUUAGAGUCAGAGACAUUUGCUUUUACUCCUACUCUUCAAGAGCUUGAUUUGAGCAACAAUGAACUUAGUUCACUAAACAAUACUUUAUUCCACCCCAUAUCAAAGCUGAAAGAAUUGCACCUGAAAAGAAAUAGGCUGAAUUCUCUCAAUUUUUUUCUCAAUGCCAACCUUUCAAGACUGACUCUCUUCAGGGCAACUGGAAAUGAAAUAGGCAUUAUCACGGAAGAGCAAUUAAGCACUUUACCUUCCCUUCUUUUCCUAGAUCUCAGGCAAAACUAUUUCAUCUGUACGUGUAGCAACCAAAUGUUUAUCCAGUGGUCACUGCAGAAUCCUAAAACUCAGGUGCUCCAUUUCUAUCAGUACACUUGCACUUUCCCUCAAGCACAUAAGAGAUACCUGCUAUGGGCUUUUAACACAUCUUCUUGCUUUAUUGAUUAUGAAUUUAUCCUGUUUAUUGCAAAUGCAACAGCAGUUAUUACACUUAUGCUUGCCUCUUUCUUUUAUCAAUGGAAAUUGCACAUAAUCUAUAUGUUUCAUCUAUUGCUUGCUUAUUAUAUUGACAAGAAACAAAAAAGGAAGGGGCAAGGUACGGGAUACAAUUAUGAUGCAUUUCUUUCUUACAACACCCACGAUGAAAAAUGGGUAGUAGAUUACUUAUUUCCAGUGCUGGAAAACCAAUAUAGCUGGAAAAUUUGUUUGCAUCACCGGGACUUCGAGCCAGGACGGUCCAUCCUUGAAAACAUUGUAGAUAAUAUCUAUGCAAGCAGGAAGACAAUUUGUAUAAUAAGUCGCCACUAUCUGGAGAGCGAGUGGUGCUCCAAGGAGAUACAAGUAGCAAGCUUUCGCAUCUUUGAUGACCAUAAGGAUGUCCUGGUUCUUAUCUUCCUGGAAGACAUUCCUACCGAAUACCUUUCCCCCUAUCACAGAAUGAGAAAAUUGCUAAAGACAAAAACUUACCUCAAAUGGCCGGAAGAUGAGCAGGAAAUUCCAUUGUUUUGGCACAAGCUCAAUAUGGCUAUGAAAACAGGAGAUGGAAAAGAGGAUGAAAAUCCUGUUUUGGCUGGAUUUGUUCCUGAUGAAAUUCCAUAAAGACUCCGAUCCUCAUAAAAAAUAGCUACAGGAUGCUUAAUCAACACAUGUCUUUGUAACUUAUCAUUAUAGGUAGUCCUCGACUUCUGACCACAAUUCAGCCUAAAAUUUCUGUUGCUAAGUGGCACACUUUGUUAAGUAAAUUUUGCCCUGUUUUAUGACCCUUCUUGUCACAGUUAUUAAGUGAGUCACUGCAGUUGUUAAGUUAGUCAACUUAACAGUUGACCAACUUACUAACAGUGUUAGUCCUGACAAGCAAAGUCAAUGGGAAUGGCUAUCCCAUUGACUUUGCUUGUCAGGAGAUCACUAACGGGGAUCUCAUGACCUGGAGCCACUGCAGCCGUCAUAAAUAUGAGUCAAUUGCCAAGUGUCCGAAUUUUGAUCAUGAGACUGUGAGGAUGCUGCAACGGUCAUAAAUGUGACAAGUGGAAAAACACCACUUUUUUCAGUGGUGUUGUAACUUUGAACAGUCACUAAAUGAACUGUUGUAAGUCGAGGAUUACCUGUACAAAUAUUUGUAUCUGUUAUUUGCCAUUGUUUCUUAUGCAGGUUUUUUUUUUCUUCCAUUGAGAAAUAGUAGAAAAACAGAAUUUUAAGAAAUACUUGUUUUCUUCAUGGUUUCAUGCUGAGCUUUCCAUGCUGAUCUGUUGCUUUACUAUGUAUAUCUGUGAAUAGGAAAUAUUAUAUCUAAAAACUAAACUUACAGUCUAUUUCUAGCAUUUUUAUCUAGAAGUGACAGCAACUAUAUUCACAGAACGUUAAAUAGACCUGGACUUCUCCAGUUUUCAGCAAUCUUACUGGGCAUACAUUUCAUUAAAGUCAGGGGUGUUUACUUCUACAUCAAAUGGUUUUACUGAACAUCUCCAAGAAAGAGAGCAAAGAAUGGAUGCCUGUAUUUCACUGGUUAUAUGAUUAUGUGUGGCAAUCAGAUUUCUGACUUGAUGGAAAUAUAAUUCUACAGCUAAAGACAAUACAAUCCUAUAUUCAUCAGAACUGGGUGGGAUUGCAGCCAGAGAGAUGCACAACAGCAAAUAACAGAGCUAAAAUGGGAAUAACUAGGAUGUCUAAUUAGAUACAAUAUUGAGAAUUCAAGUAUAAAAUUAACAUUCUUUCUGUCCCAAAAUAUAUUAAGGAUAAUAGUAAACAGUAUAACUUGCUUUUUUUUAAAAAAAUGUACAUAUAUUGAAAAGUCAAUAGAAACCAUUAAUAUAGUUGAUUUGGAAAAAAUAUUCAGGAGUUUUGAAUCUAAUGAUAAUUAUUGAGACCUAUUUCUAAAUUUAAUUUAUUAAAUCAAUACAAAAUAUUUUCAGAUGAUUUAGUAUCUAAAUUUAGUACAGGGCCUCUGUGGCUCAGGCUGGUAAGACAGUCUGUUAUUAACACAGCUGCUUGCAAUUACUGCAGAUUCUAGUCCCACCAGGCCCAAGGUUGACUCAGCCUUCCAUCCUUUAUAAGGUAGGUAAAAUGAGGACCCAGAUUGUUGGGGGCAAUAAGUUGACUUUGUAUAUAAAUAUACAAAUAGGAUGAAGACUAUUGCUAACAUAGUGUAAGCCGCCCUGAGUCUUCAGAGAAGGGCAGGAUAUAAAUAUAAAUACAAAUAAAAAAAUAAAGAUAAAAAUAAUAAUAAUAAUAAAAGUAUCUGCAAUGCAUAUCUGCCAUCUCUAUUUAGGAUUCCAUUCUUUAGAGAACAAAGCUGUCUGUAAUGAUUAGAAAGCUGUUAAAUUUUGGUAAAAGGACGGUAAGGAAUCCUUUUAAAACAAAAACCGUGAUUUAAAAAGUAUGUUUGUGAAAUAAACUUUUCCAGCAUCUUCUUAUUUAUUCAUAUGUUUUAAAUUUCUAUAAAGUUUGUAAUAUGCGUUGUUUUGAAAUGAUAGAAAAGUGAUCAAGUGGAAUCUUACGUAAAUCAUUGUGAGUGUGCUUUUUAGAUGAUUCUAGAGCAGGGGUGUCAAACUCAAUUUCAUUGAGGGCCACAUCAGGGCUAUGUGGGCCGAGGAGGGCAUGGCCAGCUCAACAUCACUCGUGUUGGGGGUGGCUGUGGAGGCCCGAGCACUCUGCCAGUGAAAACGGGCUCUUGAGCUCCGUUUUCAGCUGCGCUGGCCUCCUGCAACCCUUUGCCAACAAAAACGUUUUCAAUGGCAGAAGCACUGCAGGCCGAUCCUUUGCUGUUUCCAGGGCAGCCCUGUGGGCCAGAUUUAAGCACUGCCCCCCGGGCCGGAUUCAGCCCCUGGGCCUUGAGUUUGAGACUACUGUUCUACAGCAAUGGGAAUCUGAACUUAUUCUAAUGCUAUAUAUAAAAGAGUUGUGUUGUUUCCUUUUGCAUGUUUGAUUUUGUUUUCUUGCUUUUCUCUAGCCAUACGUUUGUUUAAUAGAAGUAUUCCUAUAGUUCAGAAUUAUAAUUUGGAUAUUCAUUCUGAAACUCUCAAGGACAAUUUAGCUCUCCUUGUAACUAAUUUUCUUAUAAACAUUUUUACCCAAAGAAAAAAACACUUUUAACCGUUUCUUUAAUUCAUAUGAAUUUUGGAAACACUGUGUUAAACUACAGCUGACAAACUAAAAUGUCUAGAUCAGGGGUGAAAUGUAAAAUUUGUUACUACUGGUUCUGUGGGCAUGGCUUGGUGGGGAGCGUAAUGUGACUGGGUGGGCGUGGCCAACUUUAUUAUUAUUAUUAUUUUUAAAAGCAUAUUUUCUACAACCUCUUCGGCUGAAGAGGUUGUAAAAAAAUGCUUUUAAAAGCCUGUGAUGAUCAGGCAACUCAGCUGGGAUUGCCAGAGGAAAAAAGGCUUUUUAAAGGCUUUUUUUUGGGGGGGGUUCUGACGAUCCCAGCUGAGCCACGUGCUCGUCAGAGGCUUUUUUUUUAUUUUUAAAAGUAUUUUUUCGGCUGAAGAAAAAAUGCUUUUAAAAGUAAAAAAAAAACCUCUGAUGAUCACGUGGCUCAGCUGGGGCAGGAAGGGCAGGGAUUUUUGCUACCAGUUCUCCGAACCACCCACCGCCAUCACUACCGGAUCAGGCGAUCUGGUCUGAGCCGGGAGCAUAUCACCCCUGGUCUAGAUCCAGACAAUGCUCUAAAGCAAAGUCUACUAAAACUGUUUAGUGAAAUGCAUAAAUUGAGACAUACCAUCUGAACCAGUCCAUAAAAGUUAUGUAAUCAAGGCAAAACAGCUGUAAAUGAAAAGCUGUGAAAAAGGAAAUAUAUUCCACAUUUUCUCAGGUUUUAUGGUAGUCUUCAAACUUUCCACAUUUUGGUUUUUCUGAGAUGUGGAUUAUAACUCUACAUAUAUAGUUGCAACAUAUCUAACAUUUAUAUUUUUAUUAUAUUAAACCUUUAAUUUCUCAGAAAUUUUUAUAGUUCAACGUUUCACCUUAUGAUUUCUACUGUUAUUAAUGCUGUUCAUAUUCAGAUAUUAGAUUUUAACAUUUGUAGUUUUGAAAACAAUAUAGUAUAUUCAGUUACUUAAAAAAUCAAUGAAAGAUUGAACAUUUUAGCCUAAUUUCAUGUUUGUAAAUUUCUUA
Molecule: messenger RNA, 6395 nt
Organism: Ahaetulla prasina
Lineage: Eukaryota; Metazoa; Chordata; Lepidosauria; Squamata; Colubridae
Product: toll-like receptor 13
Exons: 1
Coding region: 24-2888 (954 amino acids)
Biological process (GO): toll-like receptor signaling pathway; inflammatory response; immune response
Cellular component (GO): membrane
Molecular function (GO): transmembrane signaling receptor activity; protein binding
Source: RefSeq, a predicted model, not a curated record